Messenger RNA from Aureobasidium musti, 2753 nucleotides. Lineage: Eukaryota; Fungi; Ascomycota; Dothideomycetes; Dothideales; Saccotheciaceae. The record is from the annotation of a GenBank genome assembly.
ACGUCGACAUGUCGACUGCCCCCAAUGAUUUUCCUUCAGUAGCCGACGCUCCUUUCAACGACACUGCCCAAUCCGAUGCGCUUCCUUCAACCGACCCGACUCAGCCGUCAUCUUUAAAUGCUUCAGCGUCUAAUGCGCCUGCGGAUGCGACCUCUUCGAUCAUUGCGCCUAUAGAAUCUACUACCUCUCAACCACCCAUCAAGUCCUUCUCCCCAGCUACCGAUCAAGUCUUGGAACGCUUGCCCUCGACAAAUCUGUCUGCAGCUUAUAGCGCACAAGAGUGGGAAGCUGCCAGGAAUGCUGUCCUCAAGAACAUGACUACCUCGACCUCGCUGGGCCCUGACGCAAAGGUAAAAGAGGAGGAUACCGAUACUCCAAUGGAUGCGACUACCCCAGUCGUGCGGGGAGGACGCGGGAGGAAUCGCGGAGGUCGACCGCGAGGCAGUCGAGGAAGAGGGAGAGGACGAGGCGCAUUAGCUGGAUCCGCCAUGUCGCCCUUGUCCGCAGCUGCCGAAACACCGCCAUCCACAGGCCGAGGUCGUGGUCGAGGAAGAGGAGGUCGUCCAAGAGGGAGAGGUGGCAGAGGUGGUCGGAAGCCUCUUGCAGAAGGCAUCAAGAUCCACGAAGUCAGCUCCGACGACGAUGAUGAUUUCUUUGAUGAUGCUGAAGACACUCCACUAGCGACCACUUCGCGUUCUGGUCGCGCAAUCACAAAACCUACCACCUUCGUACCAGUCAUACCAUCUCCCACCUCGGGCACAAAACGUAAACGCAAUUGGGGACGUAGGAAUCCAGAAUUGGCAGUCUGCAAGCAAUGUCUCCGGCCUCAUAGUCCAGCCACCAACAUGAUAGUAUUUUGUGAUGGCUGCAACUCUCCUUACCACCGCUAUUGCCAUUAUCCUCCCAUCAGCCAGGAGGUUGUAGAUGUUCCUGACAUGGAAUGGUUCUGCUCGGACUGUACCGUUCGACCACCGCCUGAAGUUGAUGCUGAUUCUUUUGUAUCUGGAGGAGAUCUGAUGGACCACCAGAAACGUGAGGUUUUGAUGUUACUACCGACAAAUACACUGGUCGACUUGCUACUACGCGCAGAUCAAUCACAUCCUGAACUGGCACUAUUCCCACCAGGAGCUUUCCGAACGCCUAUACCUACGACACUCACAGAUCUACUUGAUCCUCCUAAACCACAAGUCGAGCCUCUACCACCAAAUCCUCCCGAGCCUUCAUCUGACGAUUCUGAACAUGCUUACUAUCCUCUACCAGUACGGCCAGAUGAUGAUGUGGACGAAGGGUAUAAUGAGCUCGAUAAUCCCACAGCCAACUAUCCAAGACCUGGUCAAGGAUUGGGGGCUUUGCUUCCUCCUGAGGAAAAUGAUCUGAAAUGGUUGGUUGAUGACAAUGAAGAAGUCUACAGCCACUUCAUACCGGCUGAACGGCUUGGAAACAUGGACGAUGCGACCAUGGCAGGUGCAGAUGAGAUUUCCAGACUUUGGGGCGAGACAUUCAAGAAUGACAGGGUCUGCUCGUCGCGGCGUUUCGAGGGACAAAGUCCGACAACGCUCGGGCGAAAUUAUCGUUGCAAGUCGAAGCUUCUGCUUUUGGAUGAAAAAGCAUCAUCUCCUGCCACAGAAAAAUCCUCCUUCCACUUUUGUAUCUUUUGUCGCAUUCAUUUUUACAACCCCCAUCACGGUCGCUCAAUUCACUUCCUGUCAGAUAUAGCAAAUAUGGCAAACAACGCAACCGAUCUCGCCGGUCUUGCUCACUCUGAGCAGCACUACUUCAACAGCUACAACCACCAUGGAAUUCACGAGGAGAUGCUCAAGGACGACGUGCGCACCCGCAGCUACCGUGACGCCAUCUACCAGAACCGUCACCUGUUCAAGGACAAGGUCGUCCUCGAUGUUGGUUGCGGAACCAGCAUUCUGUCCAUGUGCGCAUCCACUUCUUCUCUUUCCACACAACAACAUACUGAGACUCAAUCCGCAGGUNUCGCAGCAAAGGCCGGCGCCAAGCACGUCAUCGGUGUUGACAUGUCGACCAUCAUUGACAAGGCAAAGGAAAUUGUCGAGGUCAACGGCUUGAGCGACAAGAUCACCCUUCUCCAGGGCAAGAUGGAGGAGGUUGUCCUUCCCUUCCCCGAGGUCGACAUCAUCAUCUCCGAGUGGAUGGGCUACUUUNUGCUCUACGAGUCCAUGUUGGACACGGUUCUGUGGGCUCGUGACCGCUACCUCAAGAAGGGCGGUCUCAUCUUCCCCGACAAGGCCACCAUCUUUGUUGCCGUCUGGGAUAACGUCUGGGGCUUCGACUACUCUCCCCUCAAGCGCACCGCCCUCACCGAGCCUCUUGUCGACACUGUUGACCUCAAGGCCGUCGUCACUGAUCCCGCACCUCUCAUCACUCUCGAUCUCUACACCUGCAAAGUCGCCGAUCUCGCCUUCCACCUCCCAUACUCGCUCCCCGUCCGCCGCACCGACUACGUGCACGCCUUGAUCGCCUGGUUCGACAUUGAAUUCUCGGCCUGCCACAAGCCCGUCAAGUUCUCGACCGGCCCUCACACAAAGUACACGCACUGGAAACAGACCGUCUUCUACCUUGACGACAACCUCACCGUCGAGGCUGGUGAGAAGCUCAACGGUACCCUUCUCUGCAAGCCCAACGAGAGAAACAGAAGAGAUUUGGACGUCGCCAUCGAGUACAACCUCGAGGCCAACGAGCAGGGUCGCGAAGCCAAGGGCAAGUGCACCUAUGUCAUGUGC